This is a messenger RNA of Hypoxylon fragiforme, 1388 nucleotides long. RefSeq lists its product as uncharacterized. The transcript has a single exon. The record is from RefSeq and is a predicted model, not a curated record. NCBI's taxonomy places the organism in Eukaryota, Fungi, Ascomycota, Sordariomycetes, Xylariales, Hypoxylaceae. Bases 61 to 885 code for a protein of 274 amino acids.
CCUCAUCUCCAUCAUCCUCUCAUUCACAUCAUCACAUCCAAACAACCAAACACUGAAAUAAUGACCUCAUCCAUACCAAACCCACGACAGUUUCUCACAUCUCUGAUAGAUAAUCUCACUUCCAUACCUCCUCCAACAGCCGUCACAACGUCUACCUCAUCUACCUCAUCUGCAUCUGCUCGUGCGUCUAACCCCCUUAAACUUAUCCCGCCCUCAUGCCGUCCUCUCCUCACCACACUAUAUGCGCUAUACCCCUUGACUCUCCUCCCCGCUCUAGACCUCCUAGAUAGACGUCUGGUGACUCGGGUUAUCGUCACACCUCCUCCUCAUUCCCAACAAAACACUUUAACGCAAGACCCAAGUAAAGGAGCUCCCGGCAAAGGCCAACAGACACCAGAUGCAAAACCAUCAGUUUUCUACCUAGUCCGCUCGGUGCAACCCACACACCCACGCCGACACCACCGCCACGACUCUGCCUCGUCGCGGCCAGGUAUCUCUUAUGUGGUGCGCACCCAGUCCUGGAAUUGCUCAUGCGCUGCCUUUGCCUUUGCCGCGUUUCCAAGGGAAGAAUCGCAAUCACAAUCACAACCGCAACAGCAGCAACAGCAUGGCUACACCAUCAACCCACCCUUUCCUCCCCUUUUCCCCACAGACAGGGACGCGGAAGAAGAAGAUCACCUAUUUGAAAAUGGGGGAGGAGAUGGGUGGGAGUUUGGAGCCCUCAGCCUUGACGGCAUAGAGGGCUCUGAUAUUGCAGGGGUGCCGUGCUGCAAGCACUUGCUUGCGUGCGUGUUGGCUGAGCGGUGGAGCGGCGUGUUGGGCGUGUAUGUUGAUGAGAGGAUCGUGGGGAGGGAGGAAGCGGCGGGGCUAGUUGCCGAUAUUUGAGUUUUCGAAUGCCUUGGAAAGAAUUCUUUGCUUGUAUUAGCAUAGUUCGUUGUUGGAGGAUUAGUCUGUCGCUCACAGGACAUAUCUAGGUUAGUACGCCUAAGUCACGCUACCAAAUAGGAGCUCGUUAUGAUCACCAAAUCUAAGAAGGGAGGAAAAUAAAACAUCUAGUCAGGCAACAUAAUCAAAGCUACUGAACAUCCUCGGUGUCGUAUAACCAUUCUCUGUCAUAACCUUGGAGGUUUACGAAUUGGAAGGAUGCUAUUGAUUAAUGUCUAGGUAGUGUUACUUUUCCGAGUAUAGGGGCAUGAAUUCAACCAAGUAUAGGCCGUUGCUCAGAAGGAGUUUCUUCGUCUGUUGGCUCGACUACUGGGUCUCUGCGUAUAUAUCUCAAACACUUAGCAAUUAUACUAGUGGUGUACCUUCCGAUCUUCAUUUAUAUCACUUCCCCUAGUCAGUACUGAAGCCGUGACGUUUCUGUAGCUAUAUAAAUACUCAAUGGA